AUGAGCCAGUCGCAUGUGACGCUUCUGCCUGUGCCCCCUACCCCCCGUCGGCAGUUGUGUCUCCGGCUGGGCCUCUCCUCGACAUCACAUGUUCUCCUCUUCUGUCAGCCUAAAAGACGCAAUCUGAACGCCACGAGUUGCACCAGCUCUGCACACCGGCCGAGGCAGGUGUCGUCACGGUUGUCAGCCUCACCAGCUGAUAGACACUCAUCAGUCGUCUUGACAACCACAUGCCUCUUCUGGGGUCUGGUGAAGGCGUCCAACCCAAUCCCUCUUGCAAAACCUCCAAAUGUGUAUAUUAAUGACCGGGACGUCGAGGACAGCCAGACUGCUGCCUUGCGUGGCGUUAUAGACUCAGUUCGCGGUUCGAGUCGCUGCGAAUCGGAGUAUGCGGGUGUAAAAGGCCCAUCCUCACUUUCUUUUUCAACUUCUUCCUCUUUUCCGCGAAAACGAGACUCGAAUUCGCAACUUGCCCUCGAACUCUGCUCUCUCGCUGCACUGUUGCAUCAUUCUGCCUGCUCGAGCCAACUCUAUUUCAACUCAGCAGUUGGCCCUUCGGACGUCGGUCCCUCGGGCCGGCAUGAAGCCAGACAGGGACUCGAGCCUGCAGUAAACUCGAGGCAGACUCAAAGGGCCGGAAGGCCGUCAUGCGGUCAUGGGGGCUACGGCCGGCUCCGCAGACACCGCCGAGCCAAGUCUGAGCUGCCAGGCCCGGAUCUGCAAGACAGUCACUAG
This is a messenger RNA of Protopolystoma xenopodis, 735 nucleotides long. Lineage: Eukaryota; Metazoa; Platyhelminthes; Monogenea; Polystomatidea; Polystomatidae. The record is from the annotation of a GenBank genome assembly.